AUGGUGAAUAUAGUGGAGCUGUUGAACACUUUGAAGGAUUUAACAGAGGAGGAAUUUGAGGAAUUCAAGUGGCACCUGAAGCAUGGAAGUCUGGCAGGCUACCAAACCAUCAAAGAAUCCCAGCUGGAGAAUGCAGAGAGACAAGACAUCGUGGGUCUGAUGGUGAAGACCUACCAACUUCCUGGAGCUGUGGAGGCGACCAAGAAGCUUUUAAAGAUGAUCAACAGGAAUGAUCUGCUGCAGAGUUUAUCAGACAUCAGCUCAAGACCAGAAGAUAAAAUUAAUGAUAAGGAGUCUUCAGAGAACAGAGGACCUUCCCCCUUUCAGCCUCUGACUGACAACAGUCAGAGUGAAGAUACAUCUCGUGCCACCAAACGGAAGGUCCUGAAGUUCUGUCAGGUGCCUCUGAUGGUUCUGGUGGUUCUGGUGGUUCUGGCGGUUCUGACCUUCAUCUUAUUGUUGGCAUUGACAGACGGGACUGGGGGAAGCGGUGUUGCUCUGCCGGAGCUGAAGAGGGUCCAGCAGUAUGCAGUGGAUGUGACUCUUGAUCCUGAUACAGCAAAUCCUAAACUCAUCCUGUCUGCUGAUGGGAAACAAGUAAAUUAUGGUGACGUGAAAAAGAAUCUCACAGACAACCCAGAGAGAUUUACACGUUAUGUAAUUGUUUUAGGAAAGCAGAGUUUCUCUUCAGGCAGAUUUUACUUUGAGGUUCAAGUUAAAGAGAAGACUAAAUGGGAUUUAGGAGUGGCCAAAGAGUCGAUCGACAGGAAGGGAGAAAUCACACUGAGUCCUGAGGAUGGUUUCUGGACUAUAGUUUUGAGAAAUGGAAAUGAGUAUAAAGGUUGUAAUAGUCCUCCAGUCCGUCUCUCUCUGAAGUCUCAGCCUCAGAAGGUGGGGGUGUUUGUGGAUUAUGAGGAGGGUCUGGUCUCCUUUUAUGACGUAGAUGCUGCAGCUCUUAUCUACUCCUUUACUGGCUGCUCCUUCACUGAGAAACUCUACCCAUACUUUGGUCCUGGUACUAAUGAUGGUGGUAAAAACUCCGCCCCUCUGAUUAUCUGUCCUGGAGGGAUGGUGAAGAAAGUGGAGCUGUUGAACACUUUGAAGGAUUUAACAGAGGAGGAAUUUGAGGAAUUCAAGUGGCACCUGAAGGAUGAAAGUCUGGCAGGCUACCAAACCAUCAAAGCAUCCCAGCUGGAGAAUGCAGAGAGACAAGACAUCGUGGAUCUGAUGGUGAAGACCUACCAACUUCCUGGAGCUGUGGAGGCGACCAAGAAGCUUUUAAAGACGAUCAACAGGAAUGAUCUGCUGCAGAAAGUUCCCUGUGACAACCGAGAAGACAGGAUGUGUAUGAAGCACAAUAAACCUCUGGAGCUGUUUUGUAAGACUGACCAGAAAUUUGUUUGCAAGCUCUGCUCUGAUUUAGACCACAAGACACAUGAUGUUGUUCCUUUGAAAGAAGAAUAUAAAAGACAGAAGACAAAGCUGAGGAAGACACAGGUUGAAAUUCAGGAGAUUAUUGAUGAGAAACAACUGAAGAUUGAAGAGAUCAAACACUCAGUUGACCUCAGUAAGGAAGCUGCAGACAGAGAAAAAGCAGAAGGUGUUCAGGUCUUCACCGCUCUGAAGGAGUCUGUUGAGAGAAGCCUGAAUGAGCUCAUUGAGACGAUUGAAGAGAAGCAAAGAACAACAGAGAAACAGGCUGAAGACUUCAUCAAAGAGCUGAAACAGGAAAUCUCUGAGCUGAAGAAGAGAAGCUCUGAGGUGGAGAAGCUCUCACACUCUGAAGACCACCUCCAAUUCCUCCGAAACGUCCUGUCCCUGAAAGCUCCUCCACCCACCAAAGACUGGAAAGAGGUCAGCGUCCGUCCAUCAUCAUAUAAAGAGACGGCGGUGAGAGCUGUGUCUCAGCUGGAGGAGACGCUCAGUAAACAGAUGAAGAAGCUGCUCGCUGAGCUCGAGCUGAAGAGGGUCCAGCAGUAUGCAGUGGAUGUGACUCUUGAUCCUGAUACAGCACAUCCUAAACUCAUCCUAUCUGAUGAUGGGAAACAAGUACAUCAUGGCGACGUGAAGAAGAAUCUCCCAGACAACCCAGAGAGAUUUUCAGAUUUUUUUAGUCUUUUAGGAAAGCAGUUUUUGUCUUCAGGCAGAUUUUACUUUGAGGUUCAGGUUAAAGAGAAGACUGACUGGGAUUUAGGAGUGGCCAGAGAGUCGAUCAACAGGAAAGGAGACACCACAGCGAGACCUCAGGAUGGUUUCUGGACUAUAUGGUUGAGAAAUGGACAUGAGUACAAAGCUCUUGAUGACCCUCCAGUCUAUCUCUCCCUAGAGUCCCAGCCUCAGAAGGUGGGGGUGUUUGUGGAUUAUGAGGAGGGUCUGGUGUCCUUUUAUGACGUAGAUGCUGCAGCUCUUAUCUACUCCUUUUCUGGCUGCUCCUUCACUGAGAAACUCUACCCAUACUUUGGUCCUGGUCCUAAUUAUGGUGGUACAAACUCCGCCCCUCUGAUCAUCUUUCCUGUCAAUCAAACUGGCUGAUUUAUUUAUUUUUGAUCAGUAUGUACAGUAUUUCAUUAUUAAAUCUAUCUAUUUAGUGUCCACAUUGUAAAUAAACACCAGACAAAGUAUUGA
Scomber japonicus (chub mackerel) is the source of this 2625-nucleotide messenger RNA. RefSeq lists its product as uncharacterized. The transcript has 7 exons. NCBI's taxonomy places the organism in Eukaryota, Metazoa, Chordata, Actinopteri, Scombriformes, Scombridae. Gene Ontology annotation, molecular function: protein binding; zinc ion binding. The record is from RefSeq and is a predicted model, not a curated record. Bases 1 to 2532 code for a protein of 843 amino acids.